Molecule: messenger RNA, 1803 nt
Organism: Acomys russatus (golden spiny mouse)
Lineage: Eukaryota; Metazoa; Chordata; Mammalia; Rodentia; Muridae
Product: protein Tex24-like
Exons: 1
Coding region: 420-1625 (401 amino acids)
Source: RefSeq, a predicted model, not a curated record
UGGCAUUCCUAACAUCUGGAGUGACAGAGGCCACAGAGCACUUACCAGCACAAGGCCCAGCCUGAGUUACAGCCAUCUUCCCUCCAGCUCUGCCGGCUACAUCACAAAGAGACAGGCAGCUAGUGGGACCUGCCCCAACAUUUGGUACUGUGAUGUACAGAGGGCACCCUAGUCCUCAACCCACUGAGGCAUCAGUACAGUGUGGAUGCUAGAGGUUGGAGGGAUUGUAUGGAGUAGUGACUUGUAUUGGCUUGUAUUGUAUUGUAGUGACUUGUAUUGAUUGUAUUAGAGAUAGCUAGCUAGAUAAAUAGAUAUACAGGUAAAUAGAUAUGUAGGUAGCUAUAGAAACUGUAGCUAGGAGAGGUUUAUUGACCUCAGGGUAGGACCUAGGAGGGCUAAAGCCCUGGUAAGAAGAGGACAUGUAUUCCCAAGGGGUAGACUACCAUUUACUAAAAAGUAGAAGGCUUCAAUACAUCGAGAGCCAUGAACGAGUAUGCAGACAGUCCUCCAUGCCUGCUACCAGGGCUUCUUUCAUAACCCAGGCUAAAUUACUCCGGGAUGUCCCAGCCAAUAGAAGAGGUCUGGGUGAUCAGCAGCCCAGCCUGGCAGAGAAGCCUCACUAUUCUCAUGGCAAGAAGAAUACAGAACAUCUUCCACACAUUGCAAGCAGUGCUAAAGAGGACUGGGCCCCUGACCCUAAAGUAAGUUUGUCUGUAGUAUCCCAAAAGAUCUUUCAGGGCAACAGUAUCAAAAGACCGGAGCGCAGCCUGACAUUUGCUGGACACACAGGCUUGCUGAAGAAUGAUCCAGAAACAACAACAGCAGGGGAGGCCCAGGAGAACAAGAGGACGACAGCGUUGCUUAGCACGGCCAGAAAGCAAAUGGAAAAAGCCUCAAGUUUAGUGGACGCUAGGCUGUUCCUGGGCCCAGAAAUGGGUAAGAACACCGAAAACCCAAGCCAGAAAUGGCAACAACAGAAGAUCCUGGAGGAUCUGAGGGGGGAUCACUUGGGAGGAGGAGAAGGCAUAGAAAGACUCAAACAGCCUCAAGAACCACACAAGUACUGCAAACCUGUUGCUCCUCUAGAAGAAGAUAACUUUUUGCAGAGCAAGAAGAUCAAGCCCCAUUCUAGACAUCCAGGGCACAGUGUGAGCCCCUUAUCAGCUGGAGAGCAGGAGGCCGGAGAGGAGCAUAAUAAAUCAGUGCCAUCAGGCCAAGGCAAACUGGAAGACAAGAAUGUCUUCAAGGCAAGUGAGUCACAGUAUUUCUUCUGGAAAAAUACUUUCCUGCAUGGAAAUAUAAAUGCAUUGGACCAGAAUCUGAGGGUAGAGGCCAAGCCCCAGCUCCUACACAGGAGGAAGAUGCAGGCUUUGGAGAUGCCCCAAUCUCAUCAAGACAGAGAAGUCUCUGUGGCCCACACCAGAGAGAAAGUACAGCUGUCUCCUUACAACCUCAAACAUGGUGCGUCAAGAGAAAAUAUUAAGAAGCAUAAGAGGCAGGCCAGGGAGGAAGGCUGGGACCCCGCCAUCGAGGGGACCCCAGUCGUUCUUGCUGCUCGGGAACAUUCUUGUGUCCAAGGGGGAUCGAAAGACCACUGUGCUCCGAAGACCAAGUUGAGGGCAUAAAUAGCCUAGUCAGGUACUAUCUACUCAUAAGUGCCAUAGAUUCCACUAUAUUGCGUUAUGUAUAUAUGGGUAGAUGGGAAAGCUUAUGAUAGGGGAAGGUGGGGUUGAAGGCCAGGCCAGCCUUUGAGGGCAAGGUGAUCUUCAGAGGAAGGUAAACAAAGCAACUGCUUGCCAGUCA